AUGGGAUCAAAUCGAAAAAUUCUUAACACUCUCCGCUACACCCUCGGUCUUAGCAACUUGCAAGAUGUAUCACAACUGGCUCAAGUCUCCCAGAACCUGCUCGAACAAAAGUUUGACGCUACACCUGAAAGCUUCUCGGCUAGGAGAAUGGGGAAAAUUUACAUGACAUGGCUUAUUCACCAAGACUUCACGACAGAAGUGAACCUCCAAAGCCAAGUCGUCGAGCAAUGGGUAUCUUUCGUGAACUCCUGGGGGUUUGAGGUUGAAGACGCCAUCGCCUUGUGGGCUAAAAUUAACAACAAGGAUACUGAGUCGGACGAGGACACAAAACAGCUGAGGGAGAAGAGGAAUGCUUUACGACAUGAAAUAGAGAAUCAGUUCCUUAACAGUACGAUGCUCAUCUGGCAUGGGUAUGGAUAUCGUGUUAACGGGUAUAGUACCUCAGAGCCCAUACCACCCUCCGGCUUGGUACAAACCGUGCCUCCACUGCGCAAUUACAAUACUCGCGGUCAAAUUAGAAAGUUUGAUGAGUAUACCAAAUCUGCCCUUCAGGACUGGCCGACGAGGGAUAUCCCCUUCUCAAGCAUAGAGACUGCUGCAGAUACGGAUACGAAGUCCAAAGAGUCCGAAGAGUCCGAAGAGAUUACGUCGCUGGAUAUAAAAGGAGAACAUGGGGAAGUACCAGCAAAGAAAAAAGCAAAACUUGACACUGGUGGUAGUAGUAGCCUCAGGUUGGUUUCGAAGGGAUCCGGCACGGGCUCGUCUCCCAUCGAUCUGACAAAAUGA
Fusarium fujikuroi IMI 58289 is the source of this 786-nucleotide messenger RNA. RefSeq lists its product as uncharacterized. The record is from RefSeq and is a predicted model, not a curated record. The coding region runs from base 1 to 786 and encodes 261 amino acids. The transcript is spliced from 2 exons. Lineage: Eukaryota; Fungi; Ascomycota; Sordariomycetes; Hypocreales; Nectriaceae.